UUUUUUUUUGUAUAAACUUUUAUUUUUAAUCUGUUUCAAGUGCUUGUACACUUUCACGUUCUAUUUGUUUCUUUCUCACUACAGAAACCAGCCCAAGAAUAAACAAAGUAAGCUUGUACAACAUAUCUGUUGUACGGACAGUUUGUAGAAAAGUUUGUUGCAUUGUGUUGCGAUCAGGGCAAGAAUUUUUUUUUUUUUCAAUUUUUUUUUUUAAAGUAAACAAUGUCUUUCUUGCACAUAACAUCACACCUCAAAACUGUUAAACUGUUAACUAUAGUUGUGGUGGAGAAAAGGAAGUAGCCGUGUAUAAAUGGUGCUGAGAUUAAGCUCUGAUGCAUUUUGUCUCACAAGUGCAGCUUACUUCAGCCAUAUAGGAAAAUAAACAACUAUUACCUGUCCUCAAGCAGAUUGAAGGAACGUCAGCGGCGAUCGUUCGAAAAUCUCCUCGUUACGCACGAUAGCGUAUAGGAAAAGUAAACUUUUGUCUUUUUCUUACUGUUAAAGAAGCCUUGAAACCAUCAGAGCUAUUAACAAUGAACAAAGCGGUGACGUUUUCCACAUUCGCCAAAAAUGCUGCCACUGCAGUCAUCAUCAUGUCACUUGUUUGCGACACACUGAGCCUGAACUGGACAUCAGAUUCUGUCUUUCGACUGGACAUGGCAACGGAUUCUGUUGAUGACCAAUAUAUAGACUGUGAAAACGAUAUGUACAACCUGAUUAUAACUACGAUUCUACCAAAUGAGCUAAACUCGAAUGAACGGUUUAGUACAUUUUGGAAAAAUUACAACACUACUGAUUAUUAUAGAAGCAUACAGGUCUACACAGAUAAAAACCUUUAUGCCGAGUUCAACAAUGAAGUGAGAUCAGGCAGAAAGCGUUACAAGAAUAACUUCAACUAUAAGGCUUUUCAUUUCUUGCUAACACGCGGCAUACAAAUUCGUAAAGUAAGUAAAUGUACUGAUGUUUUCCGCAGAACCCGCGAUCAUUAUGUUACAAACGUUCUUGACCGUCAAAUGAGAUUUGGCCAGUUUGCAUCGAGUUCGUUAACAAAAGACCUGACAGAAUUUGGCAAUGUCUCCUGUUUUAAGAUUAAGACAUGCUUUGGUGCAGACGUAUCCGGUAUUUCUGUGUUUAAACAUGAGAAAGAGGUUCUAAUCCCACCUUAUGAAAAAUUCAAAAUCACAAAUAUUGAAAAAAAUAGGAAUGAGAUGAACUGUGAGGUCCUUUACACUUUAGAGAGCAGUGGGAGAUGCAGUGAAAUGAACUGCAAGCUGCUUAACAGAAAAAAGAAAAUGUGCUGUAUAUGUUAACACAUGUACUGUAUUUCUGUCAGUGAGAUUCAUUUUUGUUUUGUUAUUCCGUUGUAAAAUUGAUAAAAAAAAAAAAAAACUACAUCAUUGUAAUU
This is a messenger RNA of Ictalurus furcatus (blue catfish), 1405 nucleotides long. Its product is annotated as ecto-ADP-ribosyltransferase 5-like. Gene Ontology annotation, molecular function: NAD+-protein-arginine ADP-ribosyltransferase activity; NAD+ poly-ADP-ribosyltransferase activity. The record is from RefSeq and is a predicted model, not a curated record. NCBI's taxonomy places the organism in Eukaryota, Metazoa, Chordata, Actinopteri, Siluriformes, Ictaluridae.